UUUCUAUACUCCAGCUUUUGUAUAAAAACUUGAAAUGUCAGUUUUUUCAACAGAGAAACUGCCCUCUUCAUUUAAAAAUGAAGUAGAAAAUAUUUCCUCAAAUACCAUUACCAUUAGAAGCAAUGUUCUAAAUUUAGACGAUUGCAACAAGUGGGUAAAGGAAUUUGGGGAACUUACCAAAACGAAAUGGAAUUCCAGAACUUCCAAACCUCAUGGACAAAGAUUUGUUUGCAGGAAAUUAUUUGUUUGUCACCACAGUGCGUUUAUGAAAGUUCCGCAGGAGAAAUGUAAAAGGAGUUUUUCAAAAAAUUCUGAUUGUCAAGCAACAAUAUCUAUAAAAGUGAAGUUGAACAAAAAAUCAACAAGGAAAUCAGAUUCCUUUAUAAAAAAAGGACUGGUUGCAGUCAUCACACUCAAUGAUCUACAUAAUCACAGCUUAAAUACAGCAGAGGCAUUAAACUUUCUUCCCUCUAUAGACUCAAAAGAAAAGUUCAUGGAAUAUUUCAAUGAUGGUUUGGGUAUUAUUCAAUCCUGUAAAUAUCAUGAAGGUAUUUUGCAGUUGAAAGAUGAAUUUACAGAAGAAGACAUGGCUAAUAGCCGAAUUAACCCUUCGUAUAGAACUGUUCAGUAUUGGUAUGAUCAAUGGCGACUUCUGAAUCUUGGUCCAAGAACCGGUCAAGGUGUAAUUGAAAAAUUAAAGGAUAAGUCGAAAGCAUAUGAAGAAAACGGAAUUACCGUUCGUUUAAAUGAAGAACCGUUUGCCGUAGCAAUUGUUACACCCAUUAUGAAAAGAGCACAUGGAUUAAAAUCUUCAAGUGAGAUAGUUUUUGUUGAUUCAACAUCUUCUUGUGAUCCUGAUAAUCACAGUAUUACAUUUAUGUUAUGUCCCUGUUCUGCUGGGGCUGUUCCACUUGCUGUUAUUAUAACAAAAGGACAAACAGAGGAAGCAUAUAAAACAGGUUUUCACCUCUUACAUGCAGCAUUAGAAAAGCCAUUUUAUGGAGUAGGAUACCCAUCAAUAUUUAUGACAGAUGAUUCUGAAGCAGAAAUCAAAGCUUUAAGACAUGUAUGGCCUCUAUUACGUAAUUUAUUAUGCAUCUUUCACGUUGCACAAGCUGUGUGGAGAUGGCUUUGGGACUCUAAACAUGAAAUUCCCAAAGAGCAUAGAAAUAUUUUGAUGAUGUUUUUUCAACACAUAUUGUAUGCUAAGACAUUUAAUGAAGCAGAAGAAGCGUAUAUAAACUCUUGCGGUUACAUUGGAUCUUACCUUCCAACUUAUGAAAAUUGGAACCAAUAUGUAAGAAAUUGGUGGAAAACUAAAGAAAUGUGGUGUUUGGCUUUCAGAAAUGAGAAUGUGAGGGGCCACAACACUAAUAAUUUUUCAGAAGUAUGUAUUCGUAUUUUUAAGGAUGAGGUCCUUUGUAGAGUGAAGGCGUACAAUGUUUUAACAAUUUUAGAUUUUAUUUCAACCCACUUAGAGAUGCAUUAUGUUAAAAAAUUUAGAGAUUUUGCAAAUAACCGCUCUGCAACCAGCAGAUUGUUUCUUCUUUCUUUAAAGAAGAAAGCACUUUCUAUAACUAAAAAUGACAUUGAAAUGCAUGAUACUCAUACCUUUUCCGUUAAGAGUGGCAUAGAUACAUAUUUUGUUAAUGUAAAAGCUGGUUGUUGUUCAUGUUCUGUGGGACUGUAUGGUCGCUUUUGUAAACAUCAGUAUUCAGUAUUUCAUCACUAUGAUAUAGUGUCAAGAAAUUUUCCCCCUGUUUUAGCAGAAGAUAGGCACGAAAUAUCUAUACUAGCCUUAGGAGAUAAAGCACCCCCAAAAGAAUUCUUUGAGCCACUGGUUUCAAAAGCUCCUAUUAUACAAACGAAGCAAGAUAUAGUUACAGAGGAAGAAAUUUUAAUUAAUGAUUGUGAAGAGGGAGAAACUCAAACUUAUGAAGAAAAACGCCAAGACUUGAUUAAAGAGAUUUUUAAAGAAAUCACAAAAAAGGAUGAAAUUUAUAAAUCAUCUUUAAAUGGACUAAAUGCAUUCCUUAAACGCAUGAAAAGUAUCAAAUCCACCGGUAAUUGGGAGACAUUUUUACAUACUGCUGGCAAUUGCUUGCAUUUUAGACGAAGGAGUGGCGCAGCUAUUCGCGUGCAGCCAACAUCAAUAGCAAGACGUUCUGCUCAAAUUACUAGGGGCAGUAAACGUCUGCCAGGUGGAAGAUCAGCUUCUGUUCCACCAAAAAAAAGGAGAAAGCAUUCCUUAUCGCAUAACAUUCGGUUAAACCAACCAAAUGCAAAGCGACACUAAAUAAAAAACAAUAUAAAAUUUUUUUGUAAAA
Messenger RNA from Parasteatoda tepidariorum (common house spider), 2327 nucleotides. NCBI's taxonomy places the organism in Eukaryota, Metazoa, Arthropoda, Arachnida, Araneae, Theridiidae. The record is from RefSeq and is a predicted model, not a curated record.